AUGACAGGAGACGGCAUUCCCGUCUCGGAGUACUUCAACGGGUCUCUCCGGUACCGUCUUCGCCUUUGCGAGCUGCAAGUCAACCCGGAGGAUUCAACGAAGAUCACAGAAUCCACUUGGGCGGUGGCACAGACCUAUUGGCCUGAUCACAUCAACAUCUUCGUUAACGGCAAAGUCAUGCCGAUCCGUCGCAAGCAGCACAAUGGACAGCACCAACCGGUCGAGCUUACCCCGCUUAUUUUUGCGGGCACAAAUUCGAUAUCAGUGGCGAUUUCACCGCCGUCCCGCCCUCAAAAGCCAGACACGACGUACUACAUGGCGGUUGAGAUUAUUGAAACCUUGAGCCAUGAACACAUUUUCGAUAUGGUCUUACGGCACGGUGUCAUUUCGGCUGAUUCAACAAGGAAGGCCAUCCAGAACCGUCUGAAGCCUGCCGCCGAGGAUGAAGAUGACGAACUGACUGUGGUGGGUAACGAUCUUAGCAUUGAUUUGGCGGACCCAUUCAGUGCCACAAUAUACCAGAUCCCGGUCCGGGGCGUGAGUUGUACGCACAUGGAAUGCUUCGAUCUUGUCACUUGGCUGCAAACACGGCCGGCCAAGCCUAGGUGCACGCUUCAUGCAGCUGGAGAUGAAUGCCGUCACUGUAGUCGUGGUCUUGGGGCGAGACCUGAGCCGUCGUUGGUCGAUAAAUGGAAGUGUCCUUUAUGCGACAGAGACGCUCGUCCUUACAGUCUUCGCAAAGAUAAUUUCAUGGCCGAGGUUCGUUCGAUUCUCGAUUAUGAGAAAAAGCUUCACACCAAGACAAUAUACGUCGCUGCAGACGGAACGUGGAGGCCAAAGGUAGAAGAAGUAGACGACGAAGAUGAUGAUGAAGAGGAGAACGAGCAGCCGCCUGCGAAGCGGGUUAAAACACGACCAACAACAUGCGAAGCAGCAAAUGCUGUUGAGGUUAUCGAGCUGGACUGA
Molecule: messenger RNA, 966 nt
Organism: Colletotrichum spaethianum
Lineage: Eukaryota; Fungi; Ascomycota; Sordariomycetes; Glomerellales; Glomerellaceae
Product: zinc finger protein
Exons: 1
Coding region: 1-966 (321 amino acids)
Biological process (GO): protein sumoylation
Molecular function (GO): SUMO ligase activity; metal ion binding
Source: RefSeq, a predicted model, not a curated record